CCCCCUCCUCCCCCUCUCGCUGGUAAACAAAUGGGUCGAAGGCUGCUCAACUAAUUACUGAUGGACGCCGGAAUUUGACGCUUAUUUCCCUGGUUUCCUCCCUCUCCCACACCCACGAGGCUCCCCGGACGGCCGAGGAGAUGGCAGACACGCUGGUGCAGUCCAACCUGGAGAAAAUAAGCAGCUUCCUGCAGGAUGUGCAGUACCGCUCGCUGAUGAUCAACAGUGCCAACUACAAUGUGCGGCUAAUGAGAGAACGGAAGACUCGGCUCCCCUUCCUUGACUCCCAGACAGGCAUAGCCCAGAACCCAUGCAAGCUGUACAUGAGUGCCCGGCAUCGCAUGCCGGGCACAGCGGAGGGCCAGCUGUAUGUCUACCCCUCCCAGCGCUGGUGUUGUCGCAAGCGCUCAUACAUGGCGCUCGCUCAUCAGCACUGGCUCUUGAAAAAGGCCAUCAAGGAGCCGGAGGGGGACGAGCACACCAUCGUGACUGUGGAGAAUCCGGCAGCCGUCACCACCGAGGAAAAUAACUUUGUCUACGAGACGAAGCACCUCUGCUUACCCCAGGAGCAGUACUACUUUGACGAAUCAGCGUUUCUUGAGGAGGAGGAGGAGGAGCCCGAUGACGAUGACGAUGACACAUACACAACCCGUGCCGUCCCUACCAGAAAGAGGAAAAAGGCCCCCAAGCUGCCCAAGCCCGUCAAAGUAAAGACUCCGAGCGGGCGAGGACGAGGGCGCAAGAAGGACACGACGCCCAAGGUUGUGGUGGAGGGGGAGGAGGAGACGCCGGGGAAGCCUUACGAGUGUCAGCUGUGUGGCGCUCGGUACAAGACGAGGCAGGGCUUGUCCUACCACCUCUCGCACACACACAAGGGGGGCAGGGCUAACUCCGGGGGUGGGCGUUCCCGGGGGGGCGGCAACAGCAACAACAACACCCCCCCAAGUGCCCACCCCAGGGCCGACCCAGCCAGCUACCAGCCCCAGGCCUUCCAGUCUGACGCCCUGGCUGGCCUGGCAGAGUUUCAGGACAAUUACCUUGGCUACCUGUCGGCCGGUCAAGACGCCUCACCCACGGGCCAGGGCGGAUCAGGCACCACAAGCACUGCCAGUAGUCGACGGUCCAGUGGGGGUGGCCCUGGAGGGGGUGGAGGAGUGCCUGUGCUUGGCGGCAAUGGGUCCCCGGUGCCCCCACGGGUGAGCAAGGGACCCACCAACACUGUCUGGUCCAAUCUGGCGAGUGUGGAGUCCUCUCCCUCCCUGGUGAGCGCUGCGCCUGCCCCCAUAAUCCCCCCGGCCCCUGAACCCCAGCUGAGGGAGUCCAGCCCUGCCAGCAUGCCCCUGACCGAGCCGCCGGAACAACAGCCACCAGCAGCGCCGCUCCCCCCUGCAAAGGUCAUCAGCGAGGUGGCCGAGAAGGGACGCGCCCAGCCAAGCCCUUACUGUGACUUCUGCCUUGGGGACACAUCACUUAACAAGAAGACCGGGGAGUCAGAAGAGCUCGUGUCCUGCUCCGACUGCGGCCGUUCGGGACACCCAACCUGCCUCCAGUUCACCGCUCAUAUGAUGAUCUCAGUGAGGCAGUACAGAUGGCAGUGCAUUGAGUGUAAGUGCUGCACCCUCUGCGGCACUUCAGAGAACGACGACCAGCUUCUCUUCUGUGAUGACUGUGACCGAGGCUACCACCUGUACUGCCUGCGACCCCCCCUGCAGGAGCCACCGGAGGGCGAGUGGUCCUGCGACCUCUGCCUGCAACAGUUCCACACCAAGUGAGGCAGCUGGCACUGUGGCCCUGCUGGUGAGGCGCUGCUGCCCCGGACGCUGCUGUGUGUGGAGGACCAGUGUGUGGCCCUCAGCCAGGCCUAGCUAGAGUUAAGUUCUGAUAUUUGCUAUUAAGAAUUAAGGUUCUAAAAGUAUAAGCUUGAUAGUAAUUCAUUUUUUGGUGUGGAAAUGAAUAAUGUUACAAAUAAGAGCUACAUGCACUUAAAAUAUUUCUUUAAAUUAAGAACACCCCUGCAAGACUCCAUAGUCUUUCAAUAUAGUGAUCUGAAUGAGGACCUAGCAGUGAGAGGAGAGAGUUCUGUCUUGAAUGACUGCCUCCUCAGGGUGUGUGUUGUGCUGCUGCCCACAACACAGUCUUCCCUGUGUCUCCCGCGAGACACGCUGUUCACUCAUCGCGGCGGUCUGGUAAACACUAAUUGGCCAUGGUAGUCACUCAGCCAGUCAUUGUGAUCAUGAUCUUGUGGAGCCGCAGAGACGUGUGUGUUCCAUGGUAUUUAUUUAUGUAAAAGUGAGAGCAUUUAUAAGAUUUUAUGGAUAUUUAGAGGGUUACCUAAGAAAUUCAUACAUAUACUGUCAUUUUAUAAAUGUUGAGUUGAUGAAUAUUUGUCACACACCCAGAUGAUUGCAAACCUGUGGCCUUGUGCCAAGCAGGUCACAGACAAGAGGUCCAGUUUUCUCAUUGAUUUGCUCACAACCUUGCCAGCAUCUGGUGCAAUCUUUUGGAUGUGUCGUGGAGAUGCUCUGAAUUGUUUACCUUUUGAUCUGUCUCUCGCACCUCACAAGUAACACACCUCACCUUCUUGUUGCUCCUGGAAGCAUGCUGAGUGUUUCUGGGAGGGUGUGGAGGAGCUGUGUUGGGACUCCACGUGAACUUUGUUUCCACUGGACAGAGCUGAGCAGAUUUUAAGCUUUUCAAUCAUUAUUUUAUAAAGCAGUAUCAGAAAGCUUACAAUGCUCUUGUGAGAGUGACUGAGUAGAUGGGCAUUUGAUGUCAUCUGGCAGUACAGUAUUGCACAUGAUUCAGUAUGACCUUCUCCACGAAGAAGAAAAGGAGGAUAUUUUUUUGUGUGCUGAGAAAAGAGAGUGAAGCUAGUACAAGACGUUAGGGCAAGAAUACCCUUCUGUAUCCAUAAGUUUUCAGUAGUAUUUUUUGGUGCAGUCGUGCAGCAAGAAUUUCUGAAUGAUACAACCAAUGCUUUAGGAUUUUAAAGUGUACAUAUAUAUCCACAAAGGCAUAUUAGAUUGUAGAGUUAUUAGCCAGAGUCUAAGCUCCUAUGUGAAUGACGAAGCCUGGAGUGCUGCGCUUCAAGUAGUGAUAUUGUGAGGACGCUGUCUGUGCUGGGCUGGUGGUGCGGGCGGUGCACAGCUCUUGGCCAGUCUUAGAGGGGAGGAGAGGGCAGCACUCUUUGGUCUGAGAGGAAGAACAAUUUUAAGGAGAAGCUGAAUGGUAUCUUCAACAUUUUAGCUUAAUAUUUUCGUUUGUCGUAACAUUACCGAAAAUUAGAAGUGGCCUUUGUACUGCAAUAGGGAGACGGUGGAACUGCCAAGGAGGAUAUGAUUGUGAUGAUGCUGGAAACUGUGACGUUAUUUACACUAUGAAAAGCAGCACUGAUUCAAGGCAGAAAAUCGGCAAUAGAUUUAGGGUGUUUGUCAAGUUAUGUGAGGUGAAGGUUACUCUCCUGGAAGCAUUACAGAAGUUGGGUUUACAGUCUUCCCUCAAAUAGUAGUUUCCAAUAGUUCGGUUUUGGUUUUAUGCGGAUUUUCAUAGAAGAUCUUUUAAGGAUUUUUAUAUUUCCCGACGAGCAGGAAAUUUAAAAAUCCUUAAAAGAUCUAUGACAAUCCGUAUAAAACCGAACCCAUACUAUUUGAGGGAUGACUAUAUGAUAUUUACAGUCAAUACAUCUACACACGACAUGACUUACGUAACAGUUCUAGUAAUGAUUAUUAAGAACAUAUGCAGGAACAUUCUGUAUAUAACAACACCCAGGACUGUUAAUAUUUACUGACUGAACAGACAUUAUCUCGUAUCUAUUGAUCAUCGCUGGGGUAGCAGAACAGCAAGGGAGGAAUGUGAGGUGUUUCCUGAGAACAUUGUAGUGCGUAGCAACGUGAAAAGUAUUUUGCAUGUCAGGUUUUGAAUGUAGAGUUGACUUUGAAUUUAUGCAUGUUGAUUUUACUUCAGUGAGCCAAGAAUGAACUGCAGUGUAAGAAGAUGCUGCAAAACCCUUCUCUGUACCUGUAAAUAUGGAGAAAUGCUGCUGAUACUGUAUUUAACACACACACACACACACACACACACACACACACACA
Eriocheir sinensis (Chinese mitten crab) is the source of this 4091-nucleotide messenger RNA. RefSeq names its product zinc finger protein ubi-d4 B-like (gene d4). The transcript has 12 exons. Lineage: Eukaryota; Metazoa; Arthropoda; Malacostraca; Decapoda; Varunidae. Gene Ontology annotation, cellular component: nBAF complex; nucleus. The record is from RefSeq and is a predicted model, not a curated record. Bases 141 to 1772 code for a protein of 543 amino acids. Gene Ontology annotation, biological process: nervous system development.